AUGGAAGAGGCUAUCAAAAAGGCGGAUGCCUUAGAACAAGCUCGAUAUGAAAUAAUGAAUACAAACCCAAGCUUUCCAUCGUCCAAUGGGACCAAUAAAAAGAGAGAAAUUUCACUCGAAAAGUUUCAAGGCCUAGUUGGAUUAGUCCCCUUAGGUAUUCCACCUCUUCUCCUCUUCUUUUACUUCACAUUUUACUUCUUCGUGAUAAAAUACUUUGCUUUGACAUACUCAACACUCACAAUGACUCUUCUAGUUGUUUUGUCACAUUAUGAAUUGUAUAGUAUGCUCUAUCACUGGUAUAAGUGUUACACCGUCCCUUCCGACGAAAUUCCUAUCGACUAUUUUAAGCAAUACACCUCUCAGAAAAACACCGUCGAACACUGCUCGAUCUGUAAAAAGGACAAGUACCCCCGCACACACCACUGCUCGAUCUGUGGCAAGUGUGUUGUUCGCUAUGACCAUCACUGUGCGUGGUUGUCGUGUAUUGGACUGCACAAUGUGCGGUACUUUGCGUUGUUCUUGUUCAACGGUGCGUUUACGACGGGGAUCUAUAUGACGAUGUUAGGGUAUGUAUUAUACGACCAAUACAACAACGCGAAUCUUCCUUUUAAAACGCUAUUAGUGAUGACUAUCAUGACGUUCAAUACAUUCCUGACGUGUGGGUUUCAGACGGUCUUCCAGUUUGUGUGCAUCUCUUUGAAUCUGACGAUGGUGGACGUCGUCGUUGUUGGGACCACGUGGUUUAAAGGAAAUGGAAUAGUUCUGCCUUGGUAUAUCACUUUCAUAGAAAAUUGGAGGGAGGCCUUAAGAGUGAGGAAAGACCUCAGUCUCUUCUGGUACCUUUUGCCUUACACACCAACACGUGGAAUUAAUACCGAAGAACUCGACGAUGUAAAAGUCGACGUGUGA
Entamoeba invadens IP1 is the source of this 909-nucleotide messenger RNA. Its product is annotated as palmitoyltransferase SWF1, putative. Gene Ontology annotation, molecular function: palmitoyltransferase activity. The record is from RefSeq and is a predicted model, not a curated record. The coding region runs from base 1 to 909 and encodes 302 amino acids. NCBI's taxonomy places the organism in Eukaryota, Evosea, Mastigamoebida, Endamoebidae. The transcript has 2 exons.